Messenger RNA from Acanthoscelides obtectus, 1648 nucleotides. Lineage: Eukaryota; Metazoa; Arthropoda; Insecta; Coleoptera; Chrysomelidae. The record is from the annotation of a GenBank genome assembly.
GUUCUUACUAAUUUUGAAUUUGACAUUUAACUGCUUGGAUCAGUUUUCAAAACAAAAAUUGAAGAUUCAAACAAGACCAUAAGAAAAUCGCUGAUGGAGUCAAACAAAAAGUGGAGGAGUUUUGAUUUUGGCCCCCCCCAUUCAAACCCAAAAACCCACAAUGUUUCUAAAAGUAAAACAGAAAAUGCUUCACCAGAGAAAACUACUGUAAACCAGAGUGUAACAUCUAACAAAUUGAUAUCUGACACAGUAUCUGGUAUUUCCAAAAUGCCAGCAUUUGAUUUCCAUCAAAAGUUGACUCCAAAAACUGUUAGCGAGUUGGCGGUACACCCAAAAAAGAUUCAAGAGGUGGAAAGUUGGCUACAGAGAUAUGUAGUUUCACCAGAACAAAAUAUGAAAAGAAGUCAAUUUUUGGUAAUAUCAGGCCCAACAGGAUCUGGCAAAACAGUUACAUUGAAUGUUAUCUGUAGUUCUCUGGGAAUAUCGGUAUCAGAAUGGGUGAAUCCCAUAGACCAAGAUUAUGAAAUUAAAGGCCAAAACCAAAUAAGUCAGUUCAUGGAAUUUUUAGGAGACUCAAAGUGGAAUUCACUGUUUGAUGAUUGUGCAAAAAAAAUUACACUAGUGAAAGAUUUCCCCAAUGCUGUGAUACAUAGACCUGAACAAUUUUUUGAUAUUCUAGAGUAUGUGUUCAUGAUAUAUUUUCCCAUUUAAGCCUUUGAUAUAAUUUCUGUUUUUAGAGAAUGUUCUUAUAAGACAGAUAAUCCAAUUGUGUUUAUAUGCACAGAUUCCAAUAGUAGUAAUAUUAAUUUAGUAAGGAUGCUGUUUCCUGAUGAUAUCAUGGCAAAGUACAGUAUAGCUCACAUAAGCUUCAAUUCCUCUGCUUCAACAUUGAUGAAAAGUGCCAUCAAAAGGGCAGCAGAGUUGAUAAAAGAGAGGACAGAUCUUUUUAAGCAACCUUCCCCAUCUACUGUUGAUGCUAUUAUAGCAUCCUCUAUGGGGGAUAUCAGAAAUACCAUGAACCAGUUUUACUUAGCAAGCUUAAAAGAUACUGGAGAGAUACCUACCAUCCAGAGUUUGAAAGAAUCUAAAGGUGUAAAAAGGAAAAAAGUGGAUAAGGACAGUAAACUGAAAGGGAUGUCUAAAGAUGAGACUUUAGGACUUUUCCAUGGACUUGGAAGAGUACUAUGCCCCAAAAGAGAAAAGGUGGGAAACUCCUGGAGGCUUUGCCACGACGUCGGAAAACUCGUCGACGAAUUUGCAAUCCAACCGUCCAUGUUUGUAUCCUUCCUCUUUGAAAAUUACCUAAACUACUUUGGGGAACUGACGGACGUAUUUCGCGCGUCCGAGAUACUCAGCAUUUGUGCGGUUUUGUUGGACAAAUGGUCAGGUGAUCACGAGGCUCUGAUUCCGGCCCUGUGGACGGCAGUUUUAGGACUUAUGGUCUUCAAUGAACAUAAGGUGUCCAAGUGGAACCAGAUCAGGGGCCCAGUAAAACUGAACAAAAGCACUCAGAGGUCUGAAGCUGCAUCUGGACUUUGUCCCACCGAUUACUAUUAUUAUAAUGUUGUGACAAAAUCCAGUAAAUUUCAUAAGUUUCAAUUUGAUUGAUUAUUGUUCGCGGAAGUUGUAAAUAAACAAUUUGUUACUA